UUACUGUGUGUUAUUGUAUGUCACUGUGUGUUACUGUGUGUUAUUGAUUGUCACUGUGUGUUACUGUGUGUUACUGUGUGUUAUUGUGUGUUACUGUGUGUUAUUGAUUGUCACUGUGUGUCACUGCGUGUUACUGUGUGUUAUUGUGUGUCACUGUGUGUUACUGUGUGUUAUUGUGUGUUAUUGUGUGUUACUGUGUGUUAUUGUGUGUUACUGUAUGUUAUUGUGUGUCACUGUGUGUUAUUGAUUGUCACUGUGUUAUUGUGUGUUACUGUGUGUUAUUGUGUGUUACUGUGUGUUACUGUGUGUCAUUGUGUGUUACUGUGUGUUACUGUGUGUCACUGUGUGUUACUGUGUGUCAAUGUGUGUUACUGUGUGUUACUGUGUGUCAUUGUGUGUACAGCAAAUAAAACUUCAACAAAGGUCCCCGACUUUAAAACCGUGUGUGGAGACACGACAUAGGAAAUGACCAGUAUCAUGGCACACAAUAACUGUCAAUCAAGGCUGAGUAUGUAAAUUAGCUCACCUGGACACACCCCACAGGUGUCAGGUGUGUGACAGAGAAGAGUCUGAACGAGACAAAGAUCCGCCAGAACCUCAGAGACGACUAUAAGAUCAGAGAAACUUUAGCUGACUCCGUAAGAAGCCCCUGCAGUCUGUUGGUGGGUGGGCGGGGUCAGGUGUUAUAAUCCCACCCAUCAGCACAUAUGGGCGUGGCCAUGUGCCGUCAUCACUGUCAGUGUGUUACAGAGUUGUUGUUGACCUGACGAUGUGUUUGUUUCAGAUCCUCCUGGUCCUCCGUCAAUCCGUCUCAACUCCGACUUUCUGCCAAACCAAACCGAGGUGGUUCUGACCGCUGGCUCCACCUUCAUCCUCAGUUGUCAUGGUAACAUUUCAGUUGGUUGGACCUUCACUGCGUUCAAUCUGUUGUACCGGGACGGACUGCAGAACCCGGUGGAGAUCAGGAGAUCGAACCCCAGACACACUGGAACGUAUCGCUGUGGGUACAUCAACCAGAGCCUGGAACACCUCAACACCUGGAUACACCUGUAUGUCAAAGACCCAGCUGACCCCGACAGCAUCUUCGUCACACCUUAUCGUCUCCCUGAUGUCAAGGAGGGCCAGGACUUUCUGUUCAGGUGUCUGCUGACCGACCCGUCGGUGACAAACCUCACCCUCCAAUCACAUGACAGCGCCAUGGGCAAGGGGCGGGGCCUGCCUCAGGGCAUGAACGUGACCUUUGACCCCCAGAGAGGAGCCCUGAUCCGAGACCUGCAGAUGUCCUUCAAAGGACGCUAUGUUUGUUCAGGCUGGAAGGAGGGACGAGAGUUCAGAUCCAAACCUGUCAACCUGCUGGUGUCCCGCAGGCUGCGACUGCGUUAUCCUCCGUCCCUGUUCAUCAGUCAGGAUGAGUUUGUCCGUCUGGAGGGAGAGACGUUCGAGGUCACCUGUCUGGCCAGGAACCCAAACAACUUCUACAACCUCACCUGGACUCACCCGAACAGGAAGACGCCCCCACACGUCUUCGUCAGCUGUCGCCAUGGCAACUGUCUGUACAAGAACAGCACUCUGAUGGUCUCUGAUGUCACUCUGACGGACAGCGGCACCUACACCUGUACUGCUCACAACGAGGCUGGAGUCGCCACGGCAACCACGCAGCUGAGAGUUGUGGAUCGACCCUACCUGAGGAUCUACCUGCAGGCUAAUGCUAACGCUAAGACCAUGGAGGUCAACGAGGAACUGGUGGCUAACGUUAGCAGCAUGCUGAUGGAGGUGAAAGAAGAGCUAGCAGCUAACGUUAGUAGUGAUUCAUUGGAGGUGAACGGGGAGCUAACUGCUAAUGUUAACAUUAGAAUGGAUGUGAAUGGGGAUAGCAGCGCUAACAUUAGCGGCAGUAGCACAGUGGAGGCGUACGAAGGUCUGGAUGUGAUGCUGACCUUUGUGAUAGAGGCAUAUCCUCCAAUUGGGAACUGGCGCUGGACGACCUCAACACACUUCAUCAACAACAGCACAGCGUACCUGGAGAGCUACGUUACGAACGGCUACAGGUCGGAGGCUAGCUUGCUGCUGCGGCGGGUUCGACAGGAAGAUCGGGGUCAAUACUCGUUCCACUUUGUUAACUUGUUCUUUAACGGCUCGCAGAACAUCAACCUCCGAAUUUACCGUUCUCCGAGUGUCGUCAUCAGUCAGGAGAAGGACAUGUUGACCUGCAGCAGCUCUGGAUUUCCACCACCCAUAAUCCUCUGGUAUACCUGCGCCGGUGUCCACGACACGUGUGGAGAGGACUCCACCAAUCAGGUUUCUUCAGCUGAUGUGACCUCACAGGAGGAAGAGGAGGAAGUUAGGACACGCCUGAGUGUCCCUGUGUCACCUGGUGAUGAUGUCACUGUGGAAUGUGUGGCCUACAAUCAGAUGGGAGACUCCCGUGAUGUCUUUUACCUCCGAGAACCUGAACGCAUCUUCACGUUGCCUCUGAUCGGAGCUCUGAGCGCCGCCGUCUUCCUCUUCCUGCUGUCGUCAGUCCUCUUUUACAAGUGGACACAGAAACCCAAAUACGAGACUCGUUGGAAGAUCAUCGAGAGCACUGAUGGAAACAGCUACACCUUUGUUGACCCCACCCAGCUGCCGUACAACCACAAGUGGGAGUUUCCUCGAGACAAGCUCCGCCUCGGCGCUGUUUUGGGAUCGGGGGCGUUCGGGAAGGUCGUUGAGGCGACAGCGUACGGUCUGGGAACGAAGGACGCCACCCGAGUCGCCGUCAAGAUGCUCAAACCGAGCGCUCACUUGGUGGAACGUGAAGCUCUGAUGUCAGAGCUCAAGAUCCUCGGCUACCUUGGUUACCAUGACAACAUCGUCAAUCUGCUGGGAGCCUGCACGCGAGGAGGCCCCAUGUUGAUGAUCACAGAGUACUGUAGCCACGGCGACCUGCUCAACUUCCUGCGGGCUCACGCUCAGGACUUCAUGACGUCCAUUGUGAGCGUGGACGAAUCAGAGGGGGAGGUGUUCUAUAAGAACAUGGCUGCCCUGCACGCCAGGCUCAGGAGUGACAGUGGGAUCUCGUGUUGUUCAGAUUAUCAGGAGAUGCAGCCGGCUCUGAGUCCAGGACAAAAACACUCAGGUAUGCAGACAGACAGUAUCUCUGUUGAAGACCUCAUGAGGUUUUCCUACCAGGUCGCUCAGGGUCUGGACUUCCUGUCCACCAGGAAUUGUAUCCACAGAGACGUGGCGGCGAGGAAUGUCCUGCUGACUGAUCGUCGUGUAGCAAAGAUCUGUGACUUCGGUUUGGCGCGAGACAUCCGUAACGACGACAGUUACAUCGUCCAGGGAAACGCUCGUCUCCCGGUGAAGUGGAUGGCGCCAGAGAGCAUCUUUCAGUGCGUCUACACCGUCCAGAGCGACGUCUGGUCCUACGGAGUCCUACUGUGGGAGACCUUUUCUCUGGGUAAGAGUCCAUACCCUAAUGUUGCCGUGGAUACCAACUUCUACAAGAUGAUCCAAGAUGGACGCCACAUGGAUCAGCCUGACUUUGCUCCAGCAGACAUGUAUCAGCUGAUGAAGCUCUGCUGGAGUCUGGAGCCCACACACAGACCAACCUUUAAAACGAUCGCUGAGCUCAUCAACAGGCUCCUCCCCUCCACCAGUGACAUGUCGCCACAUCACAGCGAGCAGUCGGCGUACAGGAACAUCUGUGAGUUCAGAGAGGAGGAGGAAGAGGAGGUCAGAGGAGGAGAUGCCGUGAAGAGAGGAGGAGGAGGAGGUGGAGGAGGAGAAGAGCGAGCUCACAGAGAGUGCCAUGAGGAUGAUGAUGAUGAUGAUGACGACAAUGAGGAGGAGCCGAUGAUGAAGAACAUCUACCAGCUGUCCUGAUCAUUUCGUCCAAUCAAAAUGUGUCUCAGUGUCUCAUGUUGUCAUGACAGCGUCGUCACAAAGGCCAUGCCCCCUUUAGGUAAAAACAACACUGUAAAAAAGCUGCUGACAAAAAAAUAAAAAUACAGUUUAGGAUUUUGUCUCAUCCCCAAAGAGCGACGGACGUCUGAGACAAAGCCUUAAUCACACAUCAGAAUCUGGAACAGUCGGACACAGACUGAUUCAGAACAGGUGUCGGCAGUUUGUGAUGCCGUCGGCAAAAAAGCACAAAGAGCGAGAAAGUCUGAGGAGGAUGGACAGGAAGACCAACUUUGACCAGGAAGUCAGCACACGUGCUCUCAUCAUAACUCGUUGCUUUGUCCGUCGACUUUCACGUCUUAAUGUGACGCGUUGAGUUUCCUCUUGCAUCUGCUGCGGACAUCAUCAUGUCUUUUCAAAAUAAACUUCUGUUUCCACAGGAAGUGUUCAGUUCAUCAGUCUCUGAACUCUGACUUAAUUUAAGGAACGUUGUCGCCAUGUUUGUUUUUUCUUUAACCACAGAAACUUUAUGACGAGGAUGUGAUGUCAUUCGUGGGGCAAUAAAUCGCAGGAUGUCAUAUGAAGCGUGUGUGAGGAGGCGUGUUGUGGUCAGAGCGCUGCACGAGUCGUUUAUUUGACUCGCUCCGAAUGAACGUCAACGACAUUUUAUGUAUUUUCUCUUAAAAACGACCCAGUCAGUAACGAGUUAAUUAGCGUGCAGCUGUUGAAGCACAGUUGACCCAAACUGAUGUCCUGUUCAGGAAGUGACACGUUGGGUCGCUGUGAUGGACACAAACCAAAUCAUUAACAUGUUUCUUUAAAUUCAAAUUCAAAAGCUUUAUUGGCAUGAAAGUUUUCAGUAAAACAUUAUUGACAAAGCAUAAAACACAAACACAAAAUAACAGUAACGUGAAAAUUAAUCAAAAUCAAGUUUAUUUCUGUCUCCAUGACGACAGCGAUGGUUGACCUGCAGUGAUGUCAUCAUUCAUCUUGUUGUUGUUUUUUAUUUCCAUGCAUUUUUUUUUAUUUUAUAAACUUCAGAAUUUAAAUUUGAUACAGGAAGUGCUGAUUUCACCCAAAAAGGGGCGGAGCCUGAUGUGACAUGCUGCUGUCAUUUGUAAAGAUGUUAAAAUCAAAACUUUAUUGAGAGAUCCAGAGUGACGACAGGUCUGAUCACGUGAACACUGACAUCAUUGUGCCGAAGGAUCCCAACAAACAAACAAACAAACAAAUGAACAAACAGCUAUGAAACAAAUGAUUUUGUUUUUCUAAAAAUCAGAUGGACAUUAAAACGAUUAAAUGUAAACAGACUCUGAACACGCCGUGCGUUUGAUCUUUUUAUUUUACUGGAUCAACUUUUUAAGAAAAUGUUUUAAUAAAAAUCAAAUGAACUGUU
Messenger RNA from Epinephelus moara (kelp grouper), 5281 nucleotides. RefSeq names its product macrophage colony-stimulating factor 1 receptor 2-like. Bases 1198 to 3867 code for a protein of 889 amino acids. Gene Ontology annotation, molecular function: macrophage colony-stimulating factor receptor activity; ATP binding; cytokine binding. The record is from RefSeq and is a predicted model, not a curated record. Gene Ontology annotation, biological process: osteoclast differentiation; cell surface receptor protein tyrosine kinase signaling pathway; multicellular organism development. The transcript has 21 exons. Lineage: Eukaryota; Metazoa; Chordata; Actinopteri; Perciformes; Serranidae. Gene Ontology annotation, cellular component: CSF1-CSF1R complex; signaling receptor complex.